This is a messenger RNA of Branchiostoma floridae (Florida lancelet), 3007 nucleotides long. RefSeq names its product gastrula zinc finger protein XlCGF57.1-like. Gene Ontology annotation, cellular component: nucleus. Gene Ontology annotation, biological process: regulation of transcription by RNA polymerase II. Bases 851 to 2110 code for a protein of 419 amino acids. Gene Ontology annotation, molecular function: DNA-binding transcription factor activity, RNA polymerase II-specific; RNA polymerase II transcription regulatory region sequence-specific DNA binding. The record is from RefSeq and is a predicted model, not a curated record. Lineage: Eukaryota; Metazoa; Chordata; Leptocardii; Amphioxiformes; Branchiostomatidae. The transcript is spliced from 2 exons.
AUUUUCACCGGUGUUUUUGAACUAACCUGCAACGUGAUUAAGUGUUAAUGAAGGAAUAUCGAAUGAAGUACACUGUGGUAGAAAUGUGUAAUGGUAGAUACGUAGUUUUAUAGAAUUUAUUUUGUUGUUUGUUUAUUAUUUUCUGAUAAUUCUUGUUGUUAUUGUUAAGUAGGAAACUUUAGACUUCGUAUUAUCUUAUUCUAAUCUAUGUAUGACUUAAUUAGGAUACUAGUAGUCGUCCAUAAUGAAUAUCAAGUAUGCUCCAUGAAGCUGUGUGAGAAUUGAGAAGCAACAACCUCUGGCACCACCCGUGGAAUGCCCACCCCAAUGUCUGUAGUACUAUGUUAGCAGCAUCUACUGUCUCCGUUUGAUAACACAACAAAAUACAAAGCUCAAUAGUACAGUUUAGAACAGAGAUGUGAUACGAAAUGCAGACAAUAAAUUUCUUACCUUGCGAAUGUCAGAAAUGUAAAGCAAAGCCUUUCGAAAAGAAAACAAAAUUCAACAGUAGAAAAAUCAGGCGACUAGAAUAAGAUUUGUUUUUAUGCGUUUUUUCCGUGACUAACUCAAUAUCCUCUCCCUCACGGCCCUCACCCAUUAUCAAAAUUUGAAUCUGAAUCUGAAUAUUGAUGAGAGAUUAGCCAUCAUACUAAAGAUAAGACAGACUGAGGGCUCAGCAUGACGCUUUGUAACGUGUUAGCGGGAGUCAAAUAUCUUGAGAAUCAGGCGAACAAAUUUGACCUUUGACCCACAGUACUUCACCUCUAACCCCUAGCAGCGACGACAGAACAAAGCAACCCGAGUCCCGGUUUACGCGAGCAGAAAACCCGUCAUAGAAAGCAGGUUAGACAUGGCGACAGCAGGACACGGGUCUCACACUGGAGUAGAGCAGAACCGCUAUGAUGGGUCUCCCGCCGAGGUUUCUCAGAUUGCCGAUGACAGCAAAUCAAGCGAUGCUGAAGACCACACGGCAGCACAGAAAGUCAACUUAAAAAACGCUGGUGAGAAACCCUUCAUGUGUGGCGAAUGUGGGUACAGGACAGCUCAUAGGUCUAACUUAUCCCGACACAUGAGAACCCAUACAGGAGAAAAAUCCUACAAGUGUGACCAGUGCGAGUAUUCCACAAUACGGAAAUCCCAACUUGGCUGCCACAUAGCAACAAAACACGGUGGUGAUAAACCCUACAUGUGUGGGGAGUGUGGGUACCGAACAGUUGAAAAGUCUAAGUUAAAAGUACAUAUGAGAACCCAUACUGGGGAAAAACCCUACAAAUGUAACCAGUUUGACUUUUCUGCAGCACAAAGAAUCAAUUUGGUUACUCAUCAAGCAACACAUACCGGGGACAAACCCUACAUGUGUGGGGAGUGUGGGUACAGAGCAGCUCAAAGGUAUUGCUUAUCCCAACAUAUGAGAACCCAUACAGGAGAAAAACCCUACAAGUGUGGGGAGUGUGGGUUCAGGGCAGCUCUAAAGUCUCACUUAUCCCAACACAUGAGAACACAUACAGGGGAAAAACCCUACAAGUGUGAUCAGUGUGACUAUUCUGCUGCACGGAAAGCCGAUGUGGACAGCCAUAUUGCAGCAAAACACACAGGCAAAAAACCCUACAUGUGUGGGGAGUGUGGGUACAGGGCAGUUCGAAAGUCUCACUUAUCCCAACACAUGAGAACACAUACAGGGGAAAAACCCUACAAGUGUGAUCAGUGUGGGUACAGGGCAGCUCGAAAGUCUCACUUAUCCCAACACAUGAGAACACAUACAGGGGAAAAACCCUACAAGUGUGAUCAGUGUGACUAUUCUGCUCCACGGAAAACCGAUGUGGACAGCCAUAUUGCAGCAAAACACACAGGCGAAAAACCCUACAUGUGUGGUGAAUGUGGAUAUAAGGCAGUUAAAAAGUCUACGUUAUCACGACACAUGAGAACCCACACAGGAGAAAAACCCUACAAGUGUGACCAGUGUGACUAUUCUGCAGCAGAAAAAUCCAAUUUGGACAAACAUUUAGCAAAGCACACCGGUGAGAAACCCUACAUGUGUGGGGAGUGUGGAUACAGAACAGCUGACAAGUCACACUUGUCUAGACAUAUGAGAACCCAUACAAGAGAAUAACCAAACAAGGAUAAUCCGCUUGACAGUUGCUAAAUCGUCUGGUGUUUUUUUCCAGUACUUAACAAAACACAUGGGAGAAAACCAGUGUGGUCAAGGUCGCUACUAAGAUCUGUGACUAAAAAUUUGAUCUGAGACAUCCGUAAAAACUGAUGACGAACCGGCUUUGUGGAGAGCCUGGAUACAGGAUAAGUGACAGCCUGACCCUGUGCGACCCUUCCGGACAUUAAAAAUGCUUCCCUGCUGAUUAUUAAUAUUGUGAGUGUCUCUCUGAGAGAAGCCAUGUAUACUUAAAAGGAGAUCCUGUAUGUAAAACUUAUCUUGAUUACUUUUAACUUCUUAUGUUGAUGAGAGUCCACUGUGUAAGAAUUAUAGAAUAACUUGAUAGAUGCUCAUAGAAGAAGUUAACAGAUUUUUAAUAGGCAAGUGUUUGUCCAAAGCAAGUUAGACAUAGCAUUGAUUUGUGUUACUUUGUUAUAUAUCUAACAUUUGUAUCGUUAUAACCUUCUUUUUUCUACUAACUUUGAAUUCUAUUUUUUGAAAUAAUAUUUUGAAUGCGUUCGUCUUUUGUUGAGGAAACAUUAGACGUCGUAUUCCUACCUCAAAUCUUUGUAUUACUUAAUGUACUAGUAGUCCACCAUGUAUAUUAAGUAUGUUAGUUAUUUUCUGAUAAUUUCUGUUAUUAUUGUUAAGGAGGAAACUUGACACUUGACUUCGUCUUAUCUAACUCGUACCCUCUAACCAAUGUAUUACUAAGUAAGCAUAGUCCAUCAAUACAAUAUUAAGUAUGUUCCACGAAGCUUUGUGAGAAUUGAGAAGUAACACAACUUUUGGCACCACCACCCGUUGAAUGCCCACCCCACUGUAGUACUAACGCAAUAGAAGAUAAGAUUUAACGUC